GCUAUUGGCUGUCCCUUAGAAUUACUUUACUGUAUACAGCACUCCAUUGUCGGUAAUGCUUGUGAUGCACAGCCCCACCUCUGUCCACGUGUCCUUAUACACUCCACUAGCCUUCCACGUGUCUUCUCCUUCUACUAAAAAAAAACCAAUAAUUACAGUUCUGCCACUCAAAGAAUCCUGAUCUAUCCUAUCAAUCAUCAAAGGAGUCCGUUACGAUUUACAACACCAAUUGCAACGCUAACUAUUAUAUCAUAUCUCGUUAUCUUUGCCCGUUUUGAUCAAACGGCUUCGAAACUACUUUUGCCAAAAACAAGUAACUUUACUUACGCUAAACUGUGAGUUAUGCUGUGGAAGUAAAACCCACUUUCUGGGGCUCUCUCAAUUCCCCUACUUCUAUAUAAUCUUCUCCUCCUCCCCUUGGCAUGUGUUGCUUCGGGUUUUAUAUCAACCAUGGCCAUCGUUCCUAGGUCUCUUAGAUAUUUUUCUCUAACCCUCUUCAAGCAAGCCAUGACUACAGAUCCUUGGCCUUUUUCCCUUGUUUUCUUGUAAAAAUUUCUUGGCUUUCUUGUUCUUGUUCCUGUUUAUGCAGUCAUCGAUCGUUAUAAUGGGUAGUGGAGAGAAGAGUCUAAGGAAUUUUCACCUACACUUGCCUCAUCUUCAUCAUCAUCAUCAUCAUGGGAAUAACAAGAAGCAAGCGAAAGACGUUCCGAAAGGUUGUUUGGCAGUCAAGGUGGGCCAGGGAGAGGAACAGCAGAGAUUUGUGGUGCCUGUGAUAUACUUCAAUCACCCACUGUUCAUGCAAUUACUAAAGGAAGCUGAAGAAGAAUAUGGGUUUGAUCAGAAGGGUACGAUCACCAUACCUUGCCAUGUGGAGGAGUUUAGGUAUGUUCAGGGAAUGAUUGAUAAAGAAAAAUCCCUUCAUCACCACCAUCAUGUUGGGUGUUUUAGGGUUUGAAUAUCAUUUGAUAUCAUGAAAGAUUGUGGGUGUUGUGGUGCCAAACAGGCCUAACCCUCCGAAAGAAACAUGUUUUGAUGGUUCAAAUCAUCUUUUUCUGGGAUGUGUAAAUCUGGAGUCCCUUUUAGGGUUUACUUUAGUUAUUUAUUUCUGUUUCUUGUUAGACCAUGGUGGCUGGCCGAUGAGAAAGUCGUUCAAUGAUGGGAUGAUGAAGACAAAGUGUUACCUUGCAAUUAUAAUUGAUUUUUGUUGUUUUGUUAGGAAACGUAAUGAAAAAGAUAGCAAAAUGCUUUUCUCUUC
This is a messenger RNA of Hevea brasiliensis (rubber tree), 1255 nucleotides long. RefSeq names its product auxin-responsive protein SAUR32. The record is from RefSeq and is a predicted model, not a curated record. The transcript has a single exon. Gene Ontology annotation, biological process: response to auxin. Bases 584 to 955 code for a protein of 123 amino acids. NCBI's taxonomy places the organism in Eukaryota, Viridiplantae, Streptophyta, Magnoliopsida, Malpighiales, Euphorbiaceae.